This is a messenger RNA of Bactrocera oleae (olive fruit fly), 1879 nucleotides long. RefSeq lists its product as uncharacterized. Lineage: Eukaryota; Metazoa; Arthropoda; Insecta; Diptera; Tephritidae. The record is from RefSeq and is a predicted model, not a curated record.
AGUAGAUUUACCUUUUUCACAGUGAACAGAGGAGAACGUUUAGCAGAGCAAACCAGAGUUCAAUGAACGCUGCAACAAAUAUUUGUUGUAAAUGUGGUCUAACUCACGUAUACUCAGAGUGUGAGUGUAUGUAUGCACGUAUGUACCCCUAUCUACAAACAACGGUAUAUGCAAACAUAUGCACUUUCGUAUGUUUCACUUCAACAGCAAGGUACAUAACAACAUUACCAUAAUCCUGUCUCACUAGCGAAGAGUUAUAAAGUCUAUUUGUCUAACAGACAAAAGACACCGCUAUUAUUUAAUAUUGUUUUCGAGAAACUUAGAGGUGUGUGGAAAAGGAAUAUUUUCAAAAGGUAAAGUUUAUCAGUUACUCAAAAUAAUCGUUUUGUUUUGAUGCUAAAAAAGCGGCCGUUCAUUAAAGAUUCUUGAAAGGAUUUCACAACCCGCCUAAAGACGAGUGAACCAAUCACGCAUAAAAACUUUGUAUCUGAUAUUCUUAUAAUUGAACUUCUCUUAGAUGUAUUUACAUAACCACAAAUACAAAGCGAGCAUGUCCAGCAUCCAUGACCAUCUUUUAUUGAGCAUAAGCCUACGUAUGGUAGAAGUUCUAAAAUAACUUUCGGCACUUUGUUCUUUGUACACACUGUCACACACACAUUCUUAUAUAUGGACAAGCAAAGACAAGUCAAUAUAACAUGCGCUAUAGAAAUGUUAGCCAUAAAAUCCUUCUUCUUCAGCCAUACACCCAACUCUAUUCACCUUUUGCUAUUCAGUCUGCAGCCGGCAAACGCAGUGGACGCAUCAGUGGAACUGAUUUGGCCUAUACUUAGUGACUAAACUUGACUUGUGGAUAUUUGUUCAAACGAAAUGAAAAGUUUAGAACUGGUUCAGCGCCAAGUUGCUGGAGGGGUUUUCUUGGCCUUAUUGCUUUUACGAACGACAGCCAGUGGACAACCGGUUAAUGAUGAGUUGUCCGCGGACAAUACAGACGCCAAAGUUAUUUAUGAUCAAAGGCAAAGUGGUAAAUACAAUAUACGCAUCAAUAUUAAGGAUGUGGCUAUCAUAGAAAUGGAUAAUAGUGGCUUCGGUGAUGAGAACUUUGGCGAGGAAGAUUAUUAUUAUGACGAAGAGGAUUUAACAGUUAAGCCCUUGAAUUUCACAAAACCGCCGAAAGUAACGACUUCGCAUGAAGCGAUUUGCUCAACAGCGUCGCAGCAAGUAGUAACCACACCAUCGACCCAAACAACAUUAUUGCCAACAAAAUUAGAAGAAUCCACAAACAUGAACUCAACACCAAUUGCAACAACUAUGAACCAAACAAAUUAUAAUACAAAUCUAUUAACGGCGGCAUCACAAGCAACACUAAGUGACACAACACAAGAAAGCAUCGCGACCAGUUCCAGAUUGCUACAUUCAACUAAGUCGGUGUCUAAACCACGUUCACACAAUAGAAUUAUUUCCAGAUUAUCAACAGCGCAUCCAAUAACAUUGAAGCCAUCACUUAUCUCGCCAAUUGCUGUUCAAGAAGAAUCACCGAAGUUUUCGGGAACUUUACUAAAGGCGCAAAAUCACCAUCAGAACUUUGUAAACAAAUUUAGCAUGCUGCAAACCCCAAGAUCAUCGCUCUAUCCGCCAGUUAAAGGUUAUGGGCAACGCUGCCGAACACAUCAAUACCGCGACGUAAAUGGAGGUUGUCGCAACAAGCGGUCAUCUUCAUUUUUAAAAAAACUGCUUAGCAUCAUCGCCACGUUUCCUCUAGAGCUUGCUAAAGAUACUCCAAAUGAAUGAGCGCACAAAGAAAGCACGCGAUCCAGUUGAAUGUACGAGCACACACAUUUCGAAUCAUAAAAGGGAACAAUACAAUGUGAAAAAUCCAUAA